Molecule: messenger RNA, 1812 nt
Organism: Exaiptasia diaphana
Lineage: Eukaryota; Metazoa; Cnidaria; Anthozoa; Actiniaria; Aiptasiidae
Product: alpha-1,3-mannosyl-glycoprotein 2-beta-N-acetylglucosaminyltransferase
Exons: 2
Coding region: 62-1438 (458 amino acids)
Biological process (GO): protein N-linked glycosylation
Cellular component (GO): Golgi apparatus
Molecular function (GO): alpha-1,3-mannosylglycoprotein 2-beta-N-acetylglucosaminyltransferase activity
Source: RefSeq, a predicted model, not a curated record
GACUACUUUUCCACAAAUGGAAGUUACACGUAGCAUGAAGUGCUGGAACUGAUCGAAAAAAAUGCGUGUUAUCUUCUUUAGAAAAAAUGCUUUAACAAUAUUGCUUGUACUAUGCAUCUUCUGUGGUGCAAACAUAAUCCUCUUGUACAAGUUUACGUCAAGAAAUAMUGUGCAAAUACAGCGUGAAAAGAUCGCUUUGAACAAGGGCGAAAGUAAGAUUUACCUUACUACGCCGUUAGAAAACAUUAGUGACUUAAACAGAAAGCAUGGCUCUGAAAAGGCGAAUCACCACGAAARAGAAGACGAACAAGAAGAAAACUUUGUGACAAUGGAUAUGAGAAAAGACGACUUCAAACAAAUACUAGAGAAUCCUGUUACCAAAACGACCAUCCACAAAGAGAGUCGAGACUUACAGCAAGAUGACAGGUCUCAACAGCCAAAUUAUAAAUUUGUUACACUGGUAAUUGCGUGUAACCGACCAACGGUUAAACGAUGUCUGGAUAAACUGUUAGARUAUCGUCCAUCAGCUGAAAGGUUCCCUAUUGUUGUGAGCCAAGACUGCGGUCACGAGGAGACUGCUGCAGUCAUUAGGUCCUAUGGUAACCAAGUACAUUUCAUUCAGCAACCUGAUCUGGGACCUGUAAAAGGUGUUCCUUCUAAUAUGGUACAUUUUAUGGGGUAUUAUAAGAUUAGUAGACACUAUAAAUGGGCUYUAACACAAGUGUUUGAUGUCUUAAAAUAUGAGACAGUGAUAAUUGUUGAAGAUGACUUGGAUAUAGCUCCAGAUUUYUAUGAAUACUUCUCUGCAACAAGACCAUUGCUGAGCAAAGACCCAACCUUGUGGUGUGUGUCUGCAUGGAAUGAUAAUGGMAAASAAGGGAUGGUUGAAGGAAAUGAUAUCCUGUACAGAACUGACUUUUUCUCAGGACUUGGUUGGAUGAUAACAAAACAAGUCUGGGAUGAGUUAAGGACAAAAUGGCCCUUAGGAUUCUGGGAUGACUGGAUGAGAGAUCCAGCACAACACAAGAACCGUGCUUGCAUUCGUCCAGAGAUAUGUCGGACAAGAACUUUUGGGAAAAUAGGUGUUAGUAAUGGGCAAUUCUUCAAUCAACAUCUCAAGUACAUUAAGCUGAAUGACAACAUUUAUCCUUUCAGCCAUACAGACUUAUCKUAUCUUCUAAAGGACAAUUAUGACAAAAAGUUUAGGAAUACAGUUGUUACACUUCCUACAUUAACCAUUGAAAACGUGAAGUCUUCUGGUUUAAAUGACGUUAAAGUAUUAUACUCCUCUAAAAGAGAAUUUGAGAGUUUAGCUCAGUCASUAGGAGCCAUGAAUGAUUUUAAGGCUGGUAUUGCAAGAGUUUCCUACAAAGGAGUUGUUAUUGUUAUUCAUCAGGGUGUCCGAGUAUAUCUCACUCCAAGAGAGUUUCUAAAUUAACAAUGAGACAUUUUUACUAUAGUAUUCCAUAACAUUGGUUUUAAUGAAAAUUUAUUUGAUAAACACCCAUUGCACGAGCUAGAACAGUUUGUUCUAAAGAAAACAAUUACAACAUUCAUGUAAUAAAUAAAUAGGCAAAAUAGCUUGGGAUAGUGUAAAAGAGACACUCAAGAAGAUCUCAGUARUUAAUCCUCACUGAUUUACUGUAUAUAGUCCAUAAAAAAAGAUCUUAUCAGUGUUAGCCAUCCCUAUGCAACUGAACUGAAAAGAGUUAUUGGAAAUCAGUCAUUGCCUGUUAAAUAUAUUGAUCAUCAUUUUUUGUCCUUACUGUAUCUUAACUGUAUUUAAUAAUAAACAAAGAUACAUUUUUGUAA